Chrysochloris asiatica (Cape golden mole) is the source of this 1119-nucleotide messenger RNA. RefSeq names its product family with sequence similarity 83, member D (gene FAM83D). The coding region runs from base 1 to 1119 and encodes 372 amino acids. Gene Ontology annotation, biological process: regulation of TOR signaling; positive regulation of cell cycle G1/S phase transition; protein localization to mitotic spindle. Gene Ontology annotation, cellular component: mitotic spindle pole; cytosol. The transcript has 3 exons. Lineage: Eukaryota; Metazoa; Chordata; Mammalia; Afrosoricida; Chrysochloridae. The record is from RefSeq and is a predicted model, not a curated record.
AUGACCCUGAUGACAGUUCGGACAAUUACGGGAAACAUCUACUACGCACGGUCAGGAACAAAAAUUGUUGGGAAGGUUCAUGAAAAGUUCACAUUAAUUGAUGGCAUUCGAGUGGCAACAGGGUCUUACAGUUUUACAUGGACGGAUGGCAAGUUAAAUAGCAGUAACUUGGUAAUCCUUUCCGGCCAAGUGGUUGAACACUUUGAUUUGGAGUUCCGAAUCCUUUAUGCACAGUCAAAGCCCAUCAGCUCCAAACUCCUGUCCAACUUCCGGAUCAGCAGCAAAUUUGACCAUCUAGUUGACCAAAAGCCACCAUCCAAGGAACUCACACUGGGCAACCUGCUGAGGCUGCGGCUGGCCAGACUGUCGAGUACUCCCAAGAAGCCUGACUUGGAACCAGUGGUGUCCACCGAGGGCAGGGUGGAGACCAAGCACCACGACUCUGUGUCCUCUACCAUCAGUGACGAAGACUACCUAAACAGCCAUAAGGACGAACUCGAGAGCAGAAAGGCAACUGAUGUUGCCACCCAAACAGAGCCAGGAGAAGAGCUCCCAACAGUGCAUGUAAGUGACAUGGGGACACAGACCAGGGUCAGCACAGCGUGCUCUGGGACCCAAACCACUGUCGCCACCAGGGUAGCCAGCUCUCAGACCGUGAUUUGGUCCAAGUCAACCACCACCCAGACAGAUGUGGAUGAGAGUAUCCUCCUUUCUCAGGGAGUGCAGUCUAAGGAAGGGUCACCAGUGUCAAAAAUGUCUGUGUCAAGAUCAUCCAGUCUGAGGUCUUCCUCAUCUUUGUCUUCCCAAGGCUCGGUGGCAAGCUCCAUUGGCUCCCAGACAUCCAUGAGAGCCACUGACUUCCACAACCCUGGCUACCCAAAGUACCUGGGCACCCCCCAGUUAGAUCUGUGCCUAAGAGACUCGUUCAGAAACUUGAAUAAAGAGAGACAGCUUCACUUUGCUGGGAUCCGGUCCCGGCUCAACCACAUGCUGGCCAUGCUCUCCAGAAGAACAUUCUUUACAGAAAACUACCUCGGCUUUUCUUCAGGACCCUUUAACAGAUCACCAGUUAACUUGCUUACUAUCCGAGACAUAGCCCUUUACCCCUCCUAUCAGUGA